Molecule: messenger RNA, 1240 nt
Organism: Homarus americanus (American lobster)
Lineage: Eukaryota; Metazoa; Arthropoda; Malacostraca; Decapoda; Nephropidae
Exons: 3
Coding region: 247-933 (228 amino acids)
Source: RefSeq, a predicted model, not a curated record
AGCCGAGUCCAGAGCCUUGACUUAGCUUCAACAUGUGAGCCCGGCUGCAGUUUCACUGAGCUACUGAGUGUGAACGCCCUACUGUGUUUUUGUCCAAGUUGGCGUAAGCCCUGUACUCAUCCUGACUAUCUCGGUGGCCCACUACCCGCAAGCACGGAAGGCAAUGCGGUUGGACCUUUAGGUGACGAUGAUUCAACAGGAGCGCCUGAGAACCGUUUAUUGUGCCUGUCUCUGGUUUUUCAAAGAAUGGCUUGGAACAUCAUCGUGUUGCUUCUACUGUGUUGUGGCACCGUUGUGUUGACAGACAUGUCCACAUCCGUCCUCAAACCAGGUGCGCUUGUUGCACCCCUUGGACGCGUUCUCGUAGUGGAGGAAGUGGUGAACAUCAAGUAUGAGUUACAUGGACUGCUCCAACUUCCCCGUCAGAUGGAAAACGUCGACGCGCAACUACAAUCAGCAUUGGACAUCCUACAGAGUCUCAGUUCAGCUACUAAUGUAUCGACGAUGGUUUCACAAACUAUUGAACUUCUACACUUUCGUCUCAUGAACCUUCGCAAGCUCCUCGUUGCUUUUGGAAAAAGCAUACCAGCGUCUGAAGUUGAUCUUGCAAAAGAAGUGCGUUCUCAGACACGACGAAAAAGGGGUUUAUUUAAUUUUGUGGGUCUUAUCCAAAGCACUCUGUUAGGCACGGCAACGGCCUACGAUGUAGCUAAAUUCGGGAACCGAAUGAACAUUGUCGAUCAAGCUGUAUCUCAGCAGAAUCGUGUUAUCUCGCAAACAUUCCAUGCGAUUAGUGCUUUAGAAUCAAAAGUUAAUGCGAUAAUAUCGGAGUCUAACCAUGUAUCGAGGGUUGUUAAUAAGUUACAGAAAUCAAUCCCGACGUUAGAGUGGCUCCUUUAUUUCACAGAAUAUUUGCAUGCUGCUGAAAUUUAAGUUCAGAAGGUUGUUACCUUUAAUAACGAACUAAUUGACAGCAUAGUAGAUGCAGGGAUAGGGCGUGUGGACGCAAAGCUUGUGCCUGUACAGACGCUUCUUGAAGCUUUACAGAUUGCCAAGUUGCAGUAUAACUUGCCUCCUAUUUUUAAUGAUAAUGAGGUAGAAUAUUAUUACCCUCUGUUGGAGUGGACUCUCACGCACAGUGCUAUUCUCAUCCACAUUCCUAUGCGAGGGCAACAUCAGUUUAAUGCAUGGCAUUUAGAACCCUUCCCUUGGUUUGUUAACGACACACUGUAUACUCUGG